Cladocopium goreaui is the source of this 555-nucleotide messenger RNA. The record is from the annotation of a GenBank genome assembly. NCBI's taxonomy places the organism in Eukaryota, Dinophyceae, Suessiales, Symbiodiniaceae.
AUGAUCCAGGCCCACAUCCGCUUUUUCUCGUUGACCACUCCGGCAGCCUUCUUCCCUCAUGGCCUAACGCUGGUGGAUCCCAUGGAGGCUGCCCGGCUCUUCGGCUCCUGGGGCCUUGCCUCCGUGGAGGCCAUUGAGGACGUCCUGGCCACGGACCGGGCCGCGGUGGAACGCAUGGAGCAGAAGCACUUGUUGCUGCCAAACCGUGAAGGCCUGGGAUCUGGCUCUGUUUUGGUGCCAGCAGCCAGGUGGAAGAACGCCUGGUACGUGACGGUCCGGGCCCUGCGAGAGAAGUUUUGCAAGCGGGCCUGGCAAUCACAUGUCUGGAAGAACUUCGAAUCGUGGCAGUCAGAGUUCGAAUGGCUAGAGGCUACGGUCAGACACCAGGCUUUGGUGCAGCAUUCGGAAACUGCCCAGCACCAACUUGCUGUUUCCAAGUUGAGUGGCAGCAGUGUUCCAGGCACUGAUUUGUUCAAGCAAGUGCUGGACAGAAUUUCGAAGGGAAAUCACUCUCCGGAAGAUGGCCGGUUCGCCAUUUGGAAUGAGAAUGGGUAA